Messenger RNA from Drosophila gunungcola (fruit fly), 2238 nucleotides. RefSeq lists its product as uncharacterized. The record is from RefSeq and is a predicted model, not a curated record. Gene Ontology annotation, biological process: regulation of DNA-templated transcription. Gene Ontology annotation, cellular component: nucleus. The coding region runs from base 312 to 1907 and encodes 531 amino acids. Lineage: Eukaryota; Metazoa; Arthropoda; Insecta; Diptera; Drosophilidae. The transcript has a single exon.
CCAGCCAACCAGGACUCGUCCUGGCCAAGGCUGGCACAAUAAAACCACAGAAUAUGUUCGCCAACUGGCAGAGCAGAUGGACAUUCCAGAGACAGAGAGUGGGCCGGAGAAAGAGAGGGAACGUUACAAAAGAAAGAGAGGGCGAGCGAGAAAGAGAGCAGAAACAUAAGGGUGGUGACUGCAACCGCUCUCUGCAGGACCUGGUCCUGAGCCAGACUCAGAACCUGAACCUGAAUCCGAACAGACUCCGAGCAGAAUCAGGACAGAUGGGCCAAGUGCCGCGAGUGCGGAGAGUUGCCUUUCCCAUUUGAAUGGGACAAUAUGAGAAUACGAGAAUUCCAACUAGACGCGGCGGUGGUGGCGGCGGGUACUUAAAGAGGAACAGAUUGCGGGCGGCCAGCAGUCGAAACUGGAAUUUCGAAACGCAAGGAACUAGAGAGGUCCACACAGCAAACCAAGUGAAAGUCGAAAAGUGUAUUGAAGUGAAAAUGAAUCUGCUCAUGGAUAGCCUGCCGUCGCAUGCGAGUCCUGGCCAGCGUCGCUCCACGCCGCCUCAGCAUGCCGAGCUGAGGAUCUCGACAUCGUCGCCACAGCAGCAGCAUCACCAGUCGCCGCAGCCAAAUCCGGCCACCAAUCAUAAUAAUAACAACAAUGAGACGCCCACAUCGCCAGCCGGUGGAAAGACCACUCUGAAGCGCGCCUUCGAUGUGGCCUUUCUCAUGAUGCCCGACGAGCGGAUCAAGCAGAAGCAGGCCGAAAAGCAGGCUCGUCUCCAGGAGGCACUGCAACACCAUCACCAUCAGCAGCAGCAGCAGCAGCAACAGCAGCACCAGAUGAACCACUAUCCCACAGAUCUGUCGCCUCGAGGAGGAGCUUCGUCGCAACCACCUUCGCCGGCGGCCUUGGAGUACAUCAGCCUGUUGGAGGCACGCCAGCGAUAUCCCCAGAUCAGCAUCCGCUCGCCGAGGGUUUACGAUGAUCCCAGUGUGAUCAUACCCCUGGUGGAUUCGCCGGAGGCCCCGUCAACGGCAUCACCACCACCGCCGAUGCGCAGUGCUUUCACCAAGGUGGCCUCCUCGUCGCUGUCCACCUCCUCGUCCUCACCGUCCACAACCUCCCGCCUGGAGUCACCCGUGGACGUGGGUGCUCCGCCCCUGAGUCCCGACCAGCUGAGCUGCGACUCGAUGAGUCCGCCAUUGGUAACGCCACCGCCGCGGACCAACAGUGGUGGUCAAAAUCAGAGCGCCCUGCCUGCCAGCCCCAUUGUGUACCACAACUUCCGGCCGGAGUAUCAGUUCAAUGGAGCCUUCCAGGCGGUGAAUCCCAUGCAGGCGUUGCAGGCGCAGCAGCGACUCAAGCAGCAGUUGCUGUACACUCGUCCCCCGGGUCCGGGAAAUGUGGGAAACGGAGGUCCCAUGCCGGGGAAUUCCCCGCCAGGACCACCGGCGGAGUUUCUGCAUGCCUAUCCGGGAUUCGCUCCACCACCGCAUCCAUUCACGGUGGCUCAGCCCCUGCAAAAUCCCGCUGCGGCAGCCAUACUCUCCACGCUGAUUCCACCCACCCUGGCAUCCACUUUCACACUGACCGCGCAGAACGUGUGCGCCAAGUGCAACAUAAGUUUCCGCAUGACCAGCGAUCUGGUGUACCACAUGCGGUCGCAUCACAAAAGCGAGGUGGCCUGCGAUCCGAAUCGCCGCAAACGCGAGGAGAAGCUCCGGUGUCCCGUCUGCCAGGAGACCUUCAGGGAGCGGCACCACCUGACGCGGCACAUGACCGCCCACCAGGACAAGGCCAGCGAUCACCAGCCGCAGCUGGAGGACACGUCCUCCUCUGCCGGCGACAACGAGAUCAUCAACGUGGUGGGGGGCACUCCGCCAGGUCGUCGAAUGGGCGGCAUGCCCAAAUGAUCGAAGCAUUUCUUCGGAUAUUUCUAAGACAGCUCAUCCCCAGGACCCAUCACCCAUACGUUGGUUUUCCUUGGUCUAGUCAUCUAGUAAUGCCCGUUUUCGAUUGUGAUAUUAAUUUUAGUUCUACCCACGCUCCGAUUUAAUUUCCCUUAGUCUUAAAUGUAGUGCAAUUCGUAUCUUAAACAUAUAACUGGAUCUCCCCGUGUCUGUAUUAAUUCUUUGUCUUUUCCUGGGACCCGAAUGGGUCUUCAGUUUGAUCAUUGUAAGAUAUUAUGGUUAAGUUGCAGAUCUGCUAGUAAUAGCAUUCAAUGUGUGGCUGAGUGUUUUAAUA